AUGGUCAAAUCUACAGUGAGUAAUUCAAACUAUACUUGUCAUUUGGACACAGCCAUUAAACCUGGUCAGUGUCAUUUGAACAUAUGUACUGAGUCAGCAGAUGGAAGAUACGCUCAAAUGCUGUUUAAGAACUUAUUUGAAGAUUAUACAGAUGCACUCAGGCCUGUAGAAGAUACAGAUCUAGCACUAAAUGUCACUUUGAAAGUCACCCUUUCACAAAUUAAAGAUAUGGAUGAAAGGAACCAAAUUCUGACUGCUUACCUUUGGAUUCGACAAAUCUGGUUUGAUGCUUUCCUCAAGUGGGAUCGGGAUAAAUACGAUGGACUUGAUGCUAUUCGAAUACCUAGUAGUUCUGUAUGGAGACCUGACAUUGUUCUGUAUAACAAAGCUGAUGAUGAAUCUAUUGGAUCCAUGGAGACUAAUGUGGUCUUAAGAUACGAUGGGCAGAUUACGUGGGAUUCACCCGCAAUUACCAAGAGCUCGUGUGUCGUAGAUGUGGCCUACUUCCCAUUUGAUGAUCAGAGAUGUAACCUUACUUUUGGCUCGUGGACCUACAAUGGAAACCAGGUUGAUAUCAUAAAUGGACUUGAUAGUGGAGACCUGACUGAUUUUGUGGAGAAUGUGGAAUGGGAAGUACAUGGAAUGCCAGCAACAAAAAAUGUGAUAACAUAUGGCUGUUGUUCAGACCCCUACCCAGAUGUCACAUACACCUUAAUUCUCAAAAGGAGAUCUUCCUUUUACAUUUUUAACUUGUUGAUCCCAUGUGUAAUGAUUUCAUUCCUGGCUCCAUUAGGGUUUUACCUACCAGCUGACUCUGGAGAGAAGGUGUCACUUGGUGUGACUGUUCUGCUGGCACUGACUGUGUUUCAGCUGAUGGUUGCAGAAAGCAUGCCUCCAUCUGAAAGUGUUCCAUUGAUUGGUAAAUACUACAUAGCAACAAUGACAAUGAUCACUGCCUCGACUGCACUGACAAUUUUCAUCAUGAAUAUCCAUCACUGUGGGCCAGAAGCCAAGCCAGUUCCAAAAUGGGCAAAGGUGGUCAUACUGCAGUACAUGUCAAAGAUAUUUUUUGUAUAUGACAUUGGUGAAACUUGCACAACGAUACAAAAGGAAGAUGAAAAAAAGAACUGUAAAAUGCAGUCGGAUAACUCCAAAACAAAUGUAAAACUUAAAAAAGAGAAAGAGUUAACAAUAAAGGACCAACUUUCUAAAAAUUACCAAUGUAACAAUACAAUGCCGAAGGAAGAUUCUGCACUUAAUGGACAUUAUGAAGGAAGCACAGGGAAUAGUUGUGCCAGUGAAGAGGAUCUGACCAUGUCCUCUUGUUUCUGUUACUUACAUAGAGGUAGGGUGGCAAGAAACAUUGAAUUUAUAGCAAAUUGUUUUAGAGAGCAAAAAGCAAACAAUGCAAAAUCUGCUGAGUGGAAGAAGGUGGCUAAAGUAAUGGAUCGUUUCUUCAUGUGGAUUUUCUUUAUCAUGGUAUUCUUUAUGAGUAUUUUGAUUGUUGGAAAGGCAACAUGA
This is a messenger RNA of Mobula hypostoma (lesser devil ray), 1521 nucleotides long. RefSeq names its product cholinergic receptor, nicotinic, alpha 9a (gene chrna9a). Lineage: Eukaryota; Metazoa; Chordata; Chondrichthyes; Myliobatiformes; Myliobatidae. Gene Ontology annotation, molecular function: acetylcholine-gated monoatomic cation-selective channel activity; transmembrane signaling receptor activity. The coding region runs from base 1 to 1521 and encodes 506 amino acids. Gene Ontology annotation, cellular component: neuron projection; plasma membrane; postsynaptic membrane. Gene Ontology annotation, biological process: signal transduction; regulation of membrane potential; nervous system process. The record is from RefSeq and is a predicted model, not a curated record. The transcript is spliced from 6 exons.